Molecule: messenger RNA, 2329 nt
Organism: Pseudopipra pipra
Lineage: Eukaryota; Metazoa; Chordata; Aves; Passeriformes; Pipridae
Gene: UPK3A
Product: uroplakin 3A
Exons: 6
Coding region: 545-1339 (264 amino acids)
Biological process (GO): urea transport; water transport
Cellular component (GO): plasma membrane
Source: RefSeq, a predicted model, not a curated record
CAUAUUAGGGUUAACCAGAAGCAGAAGGCUCGUGUUUUUCAGGAUGUAACCCAGAAAACAAUUCAGAAGGCAAUUGUAACCUCACUUAAGGCUGCUCAGAUGAGAACCAUCCAUGGCACAGACUGAAUGCAGGGUUCAGAUAUUCAGUUCCAAAUUUUCUCUACGUGAGAAGUUUCACAAGUUUUUAGAGAGAAGGAGGUAAAGAGCCAAGCCAGCUAUCAGUGAUUUGGGUGGGGAAAAACCUCCUCCCCUUACACCCACAGCACUGAGAACUCCAGUGGUACCCAUUAUCAGGUAGAAACAAAAGCUGCAACACCUUCCUCACCUGGAGCAGGUAAGGGCUGGGGGAUUGGCAGCACCUGAGCAGAGGGGGCACUGAGAAUAUAGGGAGGUGCUGAAGGGGUGGGCAGCUUCUGCCUGCAGGCACCUGGUGGGGACAAGGAGGUGUGGCUGCCUGCAGGGAGGCAGUGGAUGUGGGAGCUCUUCAGCAGGGGCUGCAUCCCAACAGUCUUUCCUUUUGUGGAAGUUUCUGGAGGGCUCAGGCAUGGGCAGCUCUUGGAUUGUAGUAGCAUUUUGCUGCUUGGGACAGCUGUGUGCAGAUCAAAGGCUGAAGCCUCAAAUUGCAGCCCCUCAGCUUGCUACAAACAAUCCCACUCUUACUACAGUUGCUCUAGAAAAACCUUUCUGUGUGUUUGACAGCUCACUGCACCCAAAUAAGUCUUACUCCAUCUACUUGUAUGCAAUGAAGGAGUCAGCAGGUGCCAUGAGCUCCCUGGUGACUGAGGGCAGCAGCAAAGCACUGGACAGCACCUUCCAGCAGACACACGGGGGGCAGCUCGGGCCCUACAAGGCUGCUGCAUUCCAUGUGCCCAGCUGUGCAUCCCCUCCCAGGCUUGUGGACGCAGGAGAUGUCAGCAAAGUUUCUGAUGUCCUGAAACAAUACCUCUUCAGAGUUGGGGAUGAUGGGACUUGUCUGUACGACCCGAACUUCCUCGAUGUCUGUAACCCUCCUCUCGCACCAGGCACGACUUACAGGUUUAAGUAUGUCCUGGUAGAGAGCACUGAAGGGAUUGUGAAAGACCAAACCCUCUGGUCUGAUCCAAUCAAAACCAGAAGAGUUAAACUUCCCUUGCAAGUUGACACCUGGCCUGGCCGCAGGAGCGGAGCCAUGAUUGUCAUCACAUCCAUCCUGAGUGUGCUCCUCUUCCUCCUGCUUGCUGGGAUCCUGGCUGCUGUGUCCUCAGCUGUCAUGAGACCAGAAGGUCCUUCUGCAGAGACCAGGUGCACCCCUCAGACUGCUCAGCCAAGUGACCCAAGACCACAGUUGGGCUCUGAGUGACCAGCCUGAUUCCAGCCAGGAUGGGACUGCAGCUGAACUGCUCCAUGUGCUGAGACCCACAGGACUGUCUCUUCUAUUCAACAUGAGUCCAAAAAAGCUCCAGAACACAGCCAGGCAACAGGAGAUGAGCAGCACUGAUGAAUUAAGGACAGCUGUUUUGAAGUCUUGCAGUACAUCAUACCUUGUCCUAAUGAGAUUUGAUGUAGUUAAUCACCUUGCAUAGCAUAUAGCACAUAUGAACAGUGAAUAUCAAAUGCCUGGAAUGAAGAAAAAAAUCCUUGAGACCCUUCAGGUCCAGGAGUUGGUCAGAGGUUGUCUGAUAGAGACAUCUCAUCUGGAGUAAGCAUCACUGCAGCCCUCACCUGCUCCUUGCAGUCAGACAAACAGGACGGAGCUGGUUGUGUCUGUGUUCCUCCAGAGGAACUGAUGAGGAAUAUGUACUGCUUUAUUUUCCAUUGAUGCCAAAUUCAAAGCCCUUCUUUACACCUCUUGAGUAUGUAGAAGCAACUGUCCUGUGGUAGCAACAAUCUGGGAUAAGCACAAAGCUGUCACUGGUUAUUCUCUUCCUAGUUUUCAGUAAAUUUGUUAAAUGGUGUCAGAUAAUAAAUAAGGGUUCUGUUCUAACACAAGUAGUUUGCUAUCACUUUAAUUACUGGGUGGCCUUUCACUGAUGCUUAUUUCAAGGAGGGGGACUUAUUCUCUUUGGAUUAUGAAAAUUAAAAAGUCUUCUGUCAAGAGUUGUAGCUUGGUGACUGCAAGAUGGGGCAUUUUAAACUUCAGGACUGAAGGGAUUUGUACCUGAGCUCCUGGUGUUUGGGUUUUCUGACUACAGCAUGGUAAAGCUCCCCUGCCCUUUCUUUUCAGCUACAUGAGGGCUGAAGGGAGAAGGGGGAGGUGAGUGCUGUCCUUCUGACUAGAAAUGGAUGUGCAAGUACCUGGGGUGAUGGUUUUUUCUGGAGUUUCACUCUUUUUUCUAUGCAAUCCUGCUUU